Dryobates pubescens (Downy woodpecker) is the source of this 1641-nucleotide messenger RNA. RefSeq names its product keratin, type II cytoskeletal 80. NCBI's taxonomy places the organism in Eukaryota, Metazoa, Chordata, Aves, Piciformes, Picidae. Gene Ontology annotation, cellular component: keratin filament. Gene Ontology annotation, molecular function: structural constituent of skin epidermis. Gene Ontology annotation, biological process: keratinization; intermediate filament organization. The transcript has 9 exons. Bases 1 to 1641 code for a protein of 546 amino acids. The record is from RefSeq and is a predicted model, not a curated record.
AUGAACACUGGGGAACAGGUGCUCGGAGCUCACUGCCCCGGCCGGGAGCUGAGCGGCUCACACCCAGCCGAGCUCCGCAGCCUGCCCUGCCCUGCCGCAGCCCUCAGCCCUGCGGCUGCCCGGGGAUCGCGGAGCCCUCCCUCGCCCGGGGAUCGCGGAGCCGUCCCUCGCCCGGGGAUCGCGGAGCCCUCCCUCGCCCGGCGCCGCGGAGCCCUCCCUCGCCCGGGGAUCGCGGAGCCGAGCGGCCCGGCCAUGACCGACCCCUGCCCAGGCUUCUCCGGCGCUUCCCUGCGCCGCCGGGAGCUGCGCGGCGCCGGCUCCCCGGAGCGCCUGGGCUGCUGCGCGGCUCUCGGCGCCCCCGGGGAAGGAGGCUGCCAGGGCUCCUCUUACCCUGCCCUCGCCGCGCUCCUGGCCCCGGUGCACCUCGACAUCGACACCGACUUCCAGGCCGUGAGGCAGCAGGAGAAGGAGGACCUCAAGCUGCUCAACAACCAGUUUGUGACCCUCAUCGAGAAGGUGCAAUGCUUGGAGCAACAGAACAAGGUCCUGACCACGAGGUGGAACUUCCUGAAGGACCAAGCCAAUUCCCACUCUGAGUCUGACAUCAAAGCCAUCUAUGAGCAGUACAUGAGCAAAAUGAGCCAGGAGAUGAAGGCUCUCAGCUAUGAGCAGGGGAACCUGGAGCUGGAGCUCACAAGGGUGCUGGACACCAUGGAUGACUUCAGAAGCAAGUACGAGGACGAGAUUCGCCUCUGCAGUGGCAUGGAGUACACCUUCAUGGAGCUCAAGAAGGACUUGGAUGUCAGCACCUUGCACAGGACAGAGCUGGAGGUCAAGCUCAGUGGGCUCCAGGAGCUGAUGGAGCUGAAGAAAACCAUCUAUGAGCAGGAGCUGGAGGAGCUGCUGACAGAGAUCAAGGACAUCUCAGUGGUGCUGGGCAUCGACAGCUCCUGCAAGCUGGACCUGAGCAGCAUCGUGGAGGAAGUGAGGGCUCAGUACGAGGCCCUGGCCCUGCGCAGCUGGGAGGAGGCUGAGGCCCUCACCAGGAGGAAGCUGAAGGAGGGAAGCUGCCAGGCAGGGAGCUGCGGAGGUCACCUCCUGGACAGCCGCCGGGAGAUCGCAGACCUCAACAUCCAGAUCCAGAAGCUGAGGUCCUGCAUCGUGUCCCAGCAGAGCCAGUGCCUGUACCUGGAGGAGCACAUCAGGGAGGCCGGGGAGCAGGGCGAGGGAGCCCUCAAGGAUGCCAAGGCCAAGCUGGCCACGCUGGAGGAGGCCCUCCAGAAGAGCAAGGAGGACUUGGCUCACCUGGUGAAGGAGUACCAGGAGCUGAUGAACAUCAAGCUGGCCCUGGAUGUGGAGAUCCUCACCUACAGGAAGCUGGUGGAAGGGGAGGAGAGCAGCAUGGAGCAGCCAAUCCCCACAGCCAUCAGCAGCCUGCAGGCCAGGCCCAAGCUCCCCUCUGCCAGCACCCUGAGGAGCUCCAAGCUGUUUGCCAGAGGAAGCAGUGAAGGGGAGGUGAAGCCCCAGGGGCUGGAGCUGCCCCCCAGGAGCCUCUGCCCCGGCUCCGCCGCGCCUGGAGCCGCCCUGGGCGCCGCUGCCCGGCCCCGGCCCUGCCCCCUGCCCGCUGCUCAGUGCUUCUAG